AUGCGAGCGAUGGCAAGGGUCCUCGUCAAGCUGUGCAGCCGGAGUGGCGGUGUUCGCGCAACGAUGACGAGCCUCCAGAGUCCAGCCAGCCUACGACUAGCAGCAAUCUCUUACCAUCUCCAAGGUUCCGGUGCCAGUCCCGUUGGCCGAAGCCUCGACGGUCAGGAGCGCAGUAUCUUCGGCAGUCCUGCGAACACCCCACCCGGCCAACAGUCUUCGCGGCCAUCCAACACCCCUGACCAGCCAACCCAGCAUAAUCCCCCUCCGAGCGCAAGCAUAGAAUGGUCAGAUCCGAGCAAUUAUCGUUAUUGGUUGCCCGUUCAGACUCGCUGGUCUGACAAUGACGCUUAUGGACACAUGAACAACACGAAAUACUACGAGCUAUUUGACACGAUAGUGAACAAAUUCUUGCGAGAAGAAUGUAAAGAAGAAGAGCCAUCGAUGGGCCUAGUAGUCCAUUCCGAAUGCAACUAUCUGAAGCCGGUCGGAUUCCCAACACGGGUCAUCGUCGGUUUAGCCACCGAACAUAUCGGGAGAUCGAGCGUUGUUUGGAGGGUCGCUGUAUGGUCCACUCGCGCGGAAUUGGCCAAGGAGGAGGGGAUCGAUCCAGCAAGAUUAAGAGACGAUCUCAUUGGCUGUCAUGCCUUUGGGAACUUCGUCCAUGUCUUUGUCGAUCAGAACUCUAGAAAGAAAACCGAAAUCACUCAAAUCAUCCGUUCAGGUGCUUCGCGCUUACUCGCCAAAAACCAUUAA
Messenger RNA from Puccinia triticina, 753 nucleotides. RefSeq lists its product as uncharacterized. Bases 1 to 753 code for a protein of 250 amino acids. Gene Ontology annotation, molecular function: fatty acyl-CoA hydrolase activity. The transcript is spliced from 3 exons. The record is from RefSeq and is a predicted model, not a curated record. Gene Ontology annotation, cellular component: mitochondrion. NCBI's taxonomy places the organism in Eukaryota, Fungi, Basidiomycota, Pucciniomycetes, Pucciniales, Pucciniaceae.